CUCCGGGGCCCCGCCCUUUCUGAGCGCGGGCGCGCCUUGGCGGGAAUUUCGCUUGUUUGGGAUUUAGACCGCACGGACUAGCUGGCUCUGGUAGGGACCGCCAGGGUGGAUCAUUGGGACUGAAAGUGUGAGCAGGAAUCUCAUCACAACUUCUUUGGAGCCCUUGAUAAUCAUAGUGAACCCCACACAUUUCAGGACAUGAAGUAAACAAUGGAUAACUGUCCCGCUGCGUCGACGUUUCUGACCGACAGCUUGGAGCUGGAGCUGGAGACAGAAUGGUGCAAACCCCCUUGCUUUUCUUGUGAUUUUGACAACAGAGGAGGAGGAAAACAUUUUUCUGGAGAGUCCUACCUUUCCAGCGGAGCUCUUAAGCGACUGAUUUUGAAUCUUGAUCCUUUACCAACUAAUUUUGAAGAGGAUACAGUGGAAAUAUUUGGCAUUCAAUGGGUUACUGAAACAGCAUUAGUGAAUUCAUCUAGAGUUCUCUUUCAUCUCUUGAGGCAACAGCUCUACAACUUGGAAACCUUAUUACAGGCCAGCUGUGAUUUUGGGAAGAUAUCAACCCUACAUUGCAAAGCAGCCAAUAUUAGGCAGCAGUGCAUAACAUUUCUUCAUUAUGUUAAAGUCUUCAUUUUCAGGGCCCUGCAAGUACAAAAUGCUGAAAGUCAUGUUCCUGUCCAUCCCUACCAGACUUUGGAGGCACAACUUCCCUCAGUGUUGAUUGAUGAGCUUCAUGGAUUACUCUUGUAUAUAGGACACCUAUCAGAUCUUUCCAUUAAUACAGGAGCAUUUGUAAAUCAAAACCAGACUAAGCUUUUCCCACCAUCAUGGCAUUUGUUACAUCUCCACUUAGAUAUCCAUUGGCUAGUGCUGGAAAUUCUUCACAUGCUUGGUGAAAAAUUGAAACAAGUUAUAUAUAGUCAUCAGUUUAUGAAUCUGGCAGGUGACAAUUUAACCAAUGUCAGCCUAUUUGAAGAGCAUUGUGAAAAUCUUCUUUGUGAUUUAAUAAGACUGUCCCUCAACAGGUAUGAUAAGGUUAGGCCUUCUGAAGCAUUAAUGAGUCACCAUUGCCCAUGUCCAUGCAUUAAAGAAUUAUGGGUUCUACUCAUUCAUCUUCUCAACCACAGGAGUAAAUGGUCUCUCUCAGAAUCAUUUUGGAACUGGUUGAAUAAACUACUUAAAACACUCUUUGAAAAAUCAAAUGACCAAAGAAGACCUUCUGUGCCUGUAAUCCAGCCCAGGGAUCCAUUGGGUUUUAGCUGGUGGAUUAUUGCUCAUGUAGCAUCAUUUUAUCAGUUUGAUCGCCAUGGAAUGCCGGAUGAAGUGAGACAAAUGGAAUCAAACUGGAACUUUGUAGAAGAACUGCUGAAAAAGUCCAUCAAUGUUCAGGAUGGUAUACUAGAAGAGCAGUUACGAAUGUAUCUUCACUGUUGUUUGACCCUCUGUGAUUUCUGGGAGCCAAACAUUGCAGUUGUCACCAUUCUGUGGGAAUAUUACAGUAAGAACCUGAAUAGUUCUUUCAGUAUUUCUUGGCUUCCUUUGAAAGGCCUUACAUAUGUCAUUAAGUCACCCUUGGCUAUGCUAGAAAUGGUGAAGACCUGCUGUUGUGAUAAACAGGAUCAUGACCUAUAUAAAUCCAGCAGUAGUUACACUAUUUUCCUUUGCAUUUUGGCAAAAGUUGUUAAGAAAGCAAUGAAGAACAAUGGCCCUCAUCCUUGGAAACAAGUCAAAGGAAGGAUAUAUUCUAAAUUCCAUCAAAAAAGAAUGGAAGAACUAACUGAAGUUGGUCUGCAAAACUUUUUCAGCCUUUUUCUACUGUUAGCAUGUGUGGCAGAGGUGGAAGAUGUAGCAAGUCAUGUUUUAGGCCUCCUAAAGUUCCUCAAGCCUGCCUUUAUAACAUCUCCUCUCAUUUGGAAGGGUCAGAUGGCCUUCCUCUUGAUGUACACCCAGAAAAACCUGGACAUCAGUGUUUUGGCUGAGAUAUUUUCAGGUGCUUUCCGGGAGAAAGCAAAGGAGUUCUUGGUAUCUAAGAAUGAUGAAAUGGGACAAAGACAGACUCUCUGGUCACUUCUUUCCAUAUAUAUUGAUGGUGUUCAAGAAGUGUUUGAGACUAGCCACUGCUUGCAUCCUUCCCAUGAAAAACUGCUUAAUGAUGGCUUUAGUAUGCUUCUACGAGCUUGUCAAGAAUCUGAACUUAGGACAGUGUUGAGCUUUCUACAAGCUGUUCUGGCCAGAAUCAGGAGUAUGCAUCAACAAUUGUGUCAGGAACUUCAGAGGGAGAAUGUGGACCUCAUUGUGCAGUCUUCAUUAUCGGCUAAAGAGCGCCACCUUGCUGCAGUUGCCAGUGCACUAUGGAGGCAUUUCUUUUCAUUUUUGAAGAGUCAGAGAAUGUCACAGAUAGUGCCUCUCUCACAACUAGCGGAUGCAGCUGCAGAUUUUACUUUGCUGGCAAUGGACUUGCCCAGCACAGCUCCAUCAGAUCUUCAGCCUCAGCCAGUUACAUCAAUGAUACAACUUUUUGGUUGGGAUGAUAUCGUCUGGCCCCAAGUUGUAGCCAGAUAUUUAAGUCAUUUCCUACAAAAUAGCAUGUUAUGUGAAGCACUUUCUCAUUCAGGCUGUGUAUCUUUUCAAGCCCUAACUAUAAGAUCAUGGAUCCGUUGCAUUUUGCAAAUGUAUAUAAAAAACCUUUAUGUGCCAGAUGACUCGUUCAUUGAUUUAAAUACUGAACAGGCAGUUGAAAAAGACUACAUGGAACAGUUGGCUGAACUGACAAGGUUGCUAUUUAAACUCUCAGAAGUAAAGAAUAUUCUCUCAAAGGCUCAAGUUGAAUAUUUACCUAUCCAAGAAGGCCCUAAAAAAGCACUUGUUCUGUUCCUCGAGGCUGUUGGUAUAACUUAUGGGAAUCUGCCGACACUUUCUGAUAAAUCUGCCAUGGUCACAAAGUCCUUAGAAUACCUUGGUGAAAUAUUAAAAUAUAUAAAACCUUAUUUGGGAAAAAAAGUUUCCAGUGCAGGUCUGCAGCUGACUUAUAUGAUGAUGGGAACUCUUGUGAAAUCAUGGGCACAGAUCUUUGCCACCUCUAAAGCCCAAAAAUUAUUGUUCCGGAUCAUAGACUGUUUACUGCUGCCACAUACAGUAUUACAGCAAGAGAAGGAGCUGCCUGCACCUAUGUUGAUUGCAAUUCAGAAGAGUCUUCCUUUGUAUCUCCAGGGCAUGUGUAUCGUGUGUUGUCAGUCUCAAAAUCCAAAUGCCUAUUUGACUCAGUUACUAGGGAAUGUUAUUGAGCAGUAUAUCGGGCGGUUUCUUCCAGCUUCACCACAUGUUUUAGGUCUUGGACAACAUCCUGUUUUGUUGGCAUUGAGAAACUCAGCUACUGUUCCACUGAUGUCAUCUCUAAAGAAAUGCAUUGUACAAGUCAUAAGGAAAUCCUACUUUGAGUUUAAAGGAUCCUUGCUCCCUCCUCGUUUAGCAUCCAUUCUGGCCUUCAUCCUCCAACUUGUUAAGGAAACUAACAUUGAUGUUUCCGAGGUUGAACUACUCCUCCCUGGAGUAUUAAAAUGCUUGGUGUUGGUCAGUGAACCUCAAGUUAAAAGGCUGGCCACCGAGAACCUGCAAUACAUGGUCAAAGCCUGCCAAGUGGGGUCAGGAGGAGAACCUGCCGCCCAGCUGACUUCUGUGUUUAGGAAAUUUAUCGAGGAUUAUGGUAUGAGAUAUGAUUAUCAGAUUUACAGCAUUUUAGAAACAGUAGCAGCAUUGGACCAACAGGUUGUUAUCCACUUGAUUUCUACCCUUACUCAAUCUCUGAAGAGUUCAGAGCGGAAAUGGGGCCUUGGCAGAAAUAUUGCACAAAGGGAAGCCUAUAGCAAACUUUUAUCUCACCUAGGACAAGUGGGACAAGAUGAGAUACAGAGACUAGAAGAUGACAAUAUUGAAUCUAUUUUGUGAUUCAUUCUCAGUAUUAAUUAUAACUAUCUAAAGUCACUUUGCACCAUUCUGACUCCUACUUUUAAUUAAUUGUAUAAUAUCCUGUUAAAAAUACUUUCUAGGAUUUUUUCCUUUCAUACCUGUAAGUAUAAAGUAUAUACAUAAGGAAAUAAAAGUUAAUUAAAUAUGUUGUAGGAGCUUUGGAACUUGGUAAAACUGCAUUCUAAUUUGAAGAGGUUAUAGUGAAACUAAAGAAACUUUUCUUAACUGGGAAUGUUAUGUGUGUAUGUCUAAGCAGGUUUGUACUGGUUGAUCCAUGGCCAUUUUACUAUAAUGUGACUUUCUGCCUUGUGAGUAAUUUAUUUCUGUUUUGUUUUUGUUUUCUUAUGAGUUAUAUUUUAUUAUGUGACUAUUUCAAAUUACCUGGCUGCUCUAUGCUGGAUUUUUUUUUUGGAGGGGUGGUCAGGAGAUAGAACAGUGUAUUUUUUAUCCUUUUUUAUACUAUGCAGAACAGUAUAUUUGUUAUCCUUUUUUAUACUAUGCAUGAGGCAAGUUAAUAAAAUCCUUACAAAGCAUACUUAACUGUAUGAGGAAUGAGACUGAAUCUGGCUAAAUGAUUAUACAGAUAAUAUGUAUUUUAACUUGGGCCAGCAGUGUUUAUAUCAAUACUUGGGUUCCAACGGUUGCCAGAUGUUUUCCUCUACUCAUCCUUUCCCUUGGAGUUGUCAUUAAAAGACAGAUCAGGAGGAGGAUAAACAAGAGCCUUUAAGAAAAGAGAAUAAAUAAUAUUCUGGAAAUUUUUAAGUUUACAAAAUUAACAGAAGAGGUCUGAGAAGUCAGCUGAUUUAUCUCCUUGCUGUUCAAUUAGAGCCUCCUAUAAACUAGCAUCUUACAUGUUUGAAGGGAACCAGUUUAGUUUCCUGUAGCAGCUCAUCUCCCAACCGUUUAACUGUUCCAUUCAGGUUCAUUCUACCACUUGGGCUUUUGUCCUUGACUCCUUUUUCUAAUGAGCAUUAUUUGGUAAAAAGAGCUCCAAUCUUAGUGUUGGGAACCCACCUGGGUCUCAAACCCAGCUCUGCUUUGUCACCUUGAGCAAGUUCUUAACCUUUCUGAGCCUCACUUUCUUCGUGGAGAAAAAUGAAUAAUAACGCUUUUUAAAAUUUCACAAUGUUCUGGUAGUUAUCAGUGGGAUAAUUGAUUUAUAAUCAUAUAAUUUAAAUGUAUGUAAAAGUAUUUGUUGAUCUAUGUUCUGUUUGGUGGUAUACAGACAUGAUCACUCUAUCUCAUGCACAAAGGUGAAGAACACUUCUCAAUUUUGUUCCUCUUUCUCUAAUGGUAUGUCCUAGAUGAAGAUCCCACUUCUUUUCAAUGUUUUCUUACAUGUCACGUUUGCUACGUUUGAAAUAAUUUAUUGUUUUUUUCCUGAGCAUCUAGUGUUUAUCAUGGUUCUACUGUUCCUUCAGGAAAACAUUUCAACCCUUUUCUGACUCAAGAAGUAUCUUUUAAAAUGAAAUGCACUGCAAUCAGGAAACUAUAGUUAAUAGCCCUUCCCUAAUUGUAAUCUGUGAAGUCUAAAGGACUUCAUGACAUAUAAAUGAUUUCUUUUUCCCCCAAAUAAACUGUUUUUAAUUCAACAAAUGGGAUGACUAAAAGCCUCUUUAAGGUUACUAAGACUUCAUAGCAAUGAGUUUCUUUUCAUUAUAAUAGUGACUUAUUAAAUGAUGCAUUAUUUUGCAAGUUGUAGCAACUGAAAUUUAAACUAUUUAAUGGGAUGCCUUUAAAGAGGUUAUUUAUGUGUGUGUGUGUGUGUGUGUGUGUGUAUGUGUGUGUGUAUAUAUAUUUUUUCACCCCCAAGGGAAACUGAUAUCUUAGAGAAUCUUGCUCCUUAGCUUAUGAAACUUUUUAAGGGUUAAGAAAAUCUGCUGCUGAAUCAUGCAUUAGGGUGUAUAGCUGUAGAUACUAAGAAUAACUAAAGUUUAUACAUAAAAAUAUCAGUAACAAGAAAAAGUCUGUAACAAUACAUGUGUAUGUAUAUAUAUAUAUAUGUAUUUUUUAAUUUAUGUAUCAGUAAAGUUUUAAAGAAGCUGUUUUAUUAAUUGAAGAAAAAAAGAAAAUUUAUGACUCUGUUCCAUUUCUUAAGAAUCUUUACUGAGACCCGUAAAUUAUUACUAUAGUCUUGUCUUUUUCCAUUUCCAGACUAAGAGUACUUUAUACUUGCUUCGUUAAUGUUCCUUUUCCCCUAAAAACCCUGUAAUCUCUGAGGCUGCUGCUUCUACCAUUGUAAGGUAGGCCAGUCUAUUUUGGUCGAAUCUGGAAUGUGUUCUCAUUUUUCUUGGUCUUUGGGGCCUCUGUGACAUUGCAUUUUCUUUUAUCUUCUCAUCCCUUCCUCAGCAGUAUCGCUC
This is a messenger RNA of Kogia breviceps (pygmy sperm whale), 6326 nucleotides long. NCBI's taxonomy places the organism in Eukaryota, Metazoa, Chordata, Mammalia, Artiodactyla, Physeteridae. The record is from RefSeq and is a predicted model, not a curated record.